Malaclemys terrapin pileata is the source of this 2322-nucleotide messenger RNA. Its product is annotated as secreted frizzled-related protein 2-like. Gene Ontology annotation, molecular function: Wnt-protein binding. Lineage: Eukaryota; Metazoa; Chordata; Testudines; Emydidae. Bases 939 to 1814 code for a protein of 291 amino acids. Gene Ontology annotation, biological process: canonical Wnt signaling pathway; non-canonical Wnt signaling pathway; negative regulation of canonical Wnt signaling pathway. The record is from RefSeq and is a predicted model, not a curated record. The transcript has 4 exons.
UCAGGGCUGGAAAUGGCUUUGCCUUGGGUUAAUUUCUGGAGUUGCAUGCAUGAAACAACUCCAGAAGGGAACAGGGCUGAGGAGGGGUCGAGGCUGGGAGUCCCCUCCGUUGAUGCUGGGCGGGAGAGCAGAGUGGAGAUCAAGAGGCCAGGCGAGGUGCAUUGCUCUCCACAGGGAAACAAUCCCCCUGGGAAUCAACUGUGGGAGCUGAGAGUAGAAAGAGCUGGGAGAAGCGAAAAGCCGGGGAGGCGGGAUUUCUGUCCUGCUCAGAACAAUAAUAAGUGGCCUUUCCCCAGCCACUUGACCCGAGAAUCUCAAAGCUCUUUACAAACAUGAGCUAGUUAAUCCUCGCAGAUCCCCAGGGAGGGAGGUGGGGGGAUCAAUAUACUCUCCCCCUUGUUAUAGAGGGGGAAACUGAGGCACGGGGAGGGGCAGGGCCAUGCCCACGGUCUCACAGAGAGUCGGUGGCAGAGCUAAGAUCAGACCCUGGGAGUCCACAUCAUUGAUGCUCUCCUCUUUCAUGCCCGCAUUGUUCCUGGUUGAAAGGAGACAAACAAAGAGAGGGGCCAUUCUGCGGGCGCGAAGGAGGGAGAGGGAGCGAGGUCCUUGUCAGAGCAUGUUGCUGCACAGCCCAGGAAGCCCAGGUUUGCUGGGGAACCGGUUCCCUUCAGCCUCGCCUAGGAGGCAAGUGUCCCUGUCCCCGCCCUGGUGCAGCUGGGCUCAGGUGUCCUUCCCCCCCAGUCACGCAGGGCCAGAGCCCAGGCUCUGCCGGCACUUGCGCCCCGGGGAGCACCAGUGCGGCUGCCCCUGGCUGAGCACGUGUGUUCGUUUUCCUCGCACAGACAAGGCCUUUGUGAAGGGAGAUUUGCUUCACAAGCGGUGGUGGGAACCACCAACAUGCGGCAACCAGUCGCUCUGAGUCCCCGUCCCGGCUCCCGAUGGACGUCCUGCUGCUCCUCGUCCUCGUGGCGUGGACGUGGCGCUCCCCUUCUCUGGCUGCUCCUUUCACCUACCAGCUGGCCCGGCUCAGCUCCCAGCGGAGCAGCUGCAAGCCCAUCCCCAGCAGCAUGACCCUCUGCCACGGGGUCGGGUACAACGAGAUGCGUCUGCCCAACCUGCUGGGCCACGAGAGCAUGAAGGAAGCUCUGCAGCAAGCCGCCUCCUGGGUGCCGCUGCUCACCAAGCAGUGCCACGGGGACACCAAGAAAUUCCUGUGCUCCCUCUUCGCCCCCGUGUGCAUCAGCGACCUGGAGGAUCCCGUCUACCCUUGCAGGUCCCUCUGCGAGGCGGUGAGAGAUGGCUGCACCCCUGUCAUGGCUGCCUUUGGCUUCCCCUGGCCUGAGAUGUUCAACUGCAGCAGGUUCCCUCGGGGGAACGAACUGUGCGUCCCGCUGGCCGGCCCGGACGACCGACUGCAGCUCACGAAGGAAGACGCAGUGUGCACAGCCUGUAUCAGCCGAGGGCACAGCGAAAAGGAGUUCCUGGAAAACUUCUGCAGCCAAGAUUUUGCCUUGAAAAUGAGCAUCAAAGCGCUGUCCAGCGCAGACGGAGACUUGAAAGUGACCCCGGAGCUCAAGAGCCGGACCCUCUACAAGCAGGGAGGCUGGUCGGAAGAAGAGCUGAAGAAGCCAGUCCUCUGGCUGACACAUGGCGAGACCUGCGCCUGCGAAGAACUCCGCGGGCAGGGGACCGUGGUCCUGGCCAUGGGCCACAAGGCGGCUGGCCGCUUGAUCAUCUCCUGGGUGAGGAGGUGGCAGCGAGGGGAGAGGGAGCUGAAGAAAUUCACCCGGGCGGUGCGGAAGAUCCAGUGCUAAAGGGGAGGGACGCGGCUUUGCGCUGAGAACGUCUCCCUCCCGCACGUGCUGUGAAUUCUUCCCUCUCCAGCCGGAAAACGUAUUAUAUUUAGCCAGGCUCUUACCGUGAAAACAGCACCCCCCGCCCCCAGUCACUGACAGAGGGGAUCCAGAAACUCAACCAGGAAGCAGCUGAAUCAAGCGCCCUCCGGAGGGUGUGUGCAGACCAAGGAGACCAGAGGCACAGACAAGCCAGCCCCCCACCUCAGGCCCAUGCGGUUAGCUGUAGGCCAGGGGUGGCCAACCUGAGCCUGAGAAGGAGCCAGAAUUUACCAAUGUACAUUGCCAAAGAGCCACAGUAAUACGUUGGCAGCCCCCCAUCAGUCCUCCCACCCUGCUCCCAGCGCCUCCCUCCCACCGGCAGCCCUGCCUAUCCGCACUUCCCCCUCCCUCCUCACACCUCCCGAUCAGGUGUUUUGUGGCAUGCAGGAGGCUCUGGGGGGAGGGGGGAGGAGCGAGGGCACGGCAG